AUGUCAACUCAAGACCAGCAGCAGCAGCAGCAGCAGCAACAAACUGCACAGCCUCAGACUUCGACAGCCUCGAGUUCUAAUGCAGAAUCUACUUCUACAGUAACUCCAUCAAUUCAACAAAACGUUGUAUCUGAUGAUAGUUUACUCUGUCAAUGGGAGAAAUGUUCUGAAAGAUGUCCUACUCCAGAAUCUUUAUUUGAACAUAUCUGCGAGAAACAUGUUGGUAGAAAAAGUACCAACAACUUGAACCUCACUUGCGGCUGGAAUUCAUGCCGUACUACUACUGUCAAGCGCGAUCAUAUUACAUCUCAUAUUCGUGUUCAUGUUCCUCUCAAACCACACAAAUGUGAAUUCUGUGGAAAAGCAUUCAAGCGUCCUCAAGAUUUGAAGAAACAUGUCAAGACCCAUGCCGAUGACUCUGUUUUGUUGAGAUCUCCCGAACAACCUGGUGGCCCAAACGGAGGAUAUAGACAACCUGGUGGCAAAGUAAUUGCUAAUUUGCAGCACCUCGCAGCAAACCCCAUGGGUUAUUAUGAUCAUAAUGCUUCAAUGCAUCCUGGUUCCGGGAUGUAUGGCAAUUCGCAUCAUGGUGGCCAUAGUGGAUAUUACGCACCCGCUCAUCCUCCACCAUCUUCAUAUGGAGGAGGCCCAGGCUAUUACCAGAUGUCUCACAACCCCGACCUUGGUCAACAUGCAGCUUGGGAUGAGAAAAAGCGAAAUUACGAUAACUUGAAUGACUUUUUUGGUGCUGCUAAGCGUCGUCAAAUCGAUGCCAAUUCUUAUCAACAAGUUAACCAAAGGUUGAUGGCAUUGCAAGGUAUUCCUAUCAAUGGAGGUGGAGCUAUCCAUGACUACAUUCAUUCAGCACCUCAAUUAGUUCCAAUUGAUGGCCAUGGAGGUCAUGGGGGUCAUGGAGGUCCUAUCCCACAACACCAAUAUUCCCUACCUCUACCAAACUUGAGGACAAAGAGUGAUUUGAAUUCCAUUGAUCAAUUCUUGGAGCAAAUGCAAUCAACAGUCUACGAAAGUUCAAAUGCUGCAGCUGCAGCUGGCAUUCAUCAACCUGGUGCUCAUUACACUCACCAGUCUAUCAACUUCCGUCAAAGUCACUCACCACCACAAACUCAAAUCCACAACAUUGGUUCAAUGGCACCACAUGUUUCGACUUCUUACGCCUCAGCACCAAUGACCGCCACCCACUCAUCUCACUCAUCAGGUACACCAGCUUUAACACCUUCCUCAAGCUCUGUUUCAUAUACUUCUGGCAAUUCUCCAAUGUCCUCAAGUGGAUUGUCUCCCAUCUCUAGACAUAGUUCUACAUCAACUGCAUCAUACCCCAACCUCCCUGCAGUCUCUCUCGGAUACUCUCCACAUCAUUCAGCAACUGCACCAACAUCUACACUUGGCACAAACUUUGAUAGUGAUCCUCGUCGUCGUUACUCUGGUGGUGUCCUUCAAAGAAGUGCUGGUGGACUCAACUCUAGUCAAUAUCGCGAGUCUAUGGAGACCGCUACUAUUAGCUCUCCAUCACCAUCUCCAAAAGAAACAACUCCUCGCCCUGAAUCUAUCGUUCAAACUGAUGUCACAAAUAACAUUGAUCCAGCUCUUUCUGUAACUUCACCUACAGUUAGAUCAGUUGACACUCUUGAGAGUGCUCGCGAUAGAGCUGAAGAGGCAUGGAUUGAGAACAUUCGUGUCAUUGAAGCUUUGCGAAGAUAUGUCAGUGAGCGUCUUCAAAAUGGAGAGUAUGUCAAGGAUGAAGAAGAUGCCUCUGCGGCCGAUGUUGAUAUGAAAGGCGUCUCAACAAAGACCGAGGAGAAGCCAGCUGAGAGCUUGUACCCCGUUCUAAAAACAGAUGAUGAUGAGUAG
Molecule: messenger RNA, 1869 nt
Organism: Botrytis porri
Lineage: Eukaryota; Fungi; Ascomycota; Leotiomycetes; Helotiales; Sclerotiniaceae
Exons: 4
Coding region: 1-1869 (622 amino acids)
Biological process (GO): positive regulation of transcription by RNA polymerase II
Cellular component (GO): nucleus
Source: RefSeq, a predicted model, not a curated record